CCCCUAAAUUCAUCUUCUUCAUCAGCCGCAUUUACAGAGAAAAAGGUGUAGUGUGAGAAUCCAAUUCUGCAACAAUGAAGUACAAUCCAAGGGUUUCCUCAUCUCGCCGCAAGAGCAGAAAGGCCCAUUUCACUGCUCCAUCAAGCGUUCGCAGGGUGUUGAUGAGCGCACCGCUUUCAUCUGAGUUACGUGCCAAGUACAACGUCAGAUCUAUCCCGGUAAGGAAAGACGAUGAAGUUCAAGUAGUAAGAGGAACCUACAAGGGCCGUGAAGGAAAAGUUAUGCAAGUGUACCGUAAGAAAUGGGUUAUUCACAUUGAACGUAUAACUAGAGAGAAGGUUAACGGAUCUACUGUUAAUGUUGGCAUUAAUCCAUCUAAGGUUGUUGUUACCAAACUCAGACUCGAUAAGGAUCGUAAGUCUUUGUUGGAUCGUAAGGCUAAGGGUCGUGCUGCUGCUGACAAGGAUAAGGGUACAAAGUUCACUGCUGAGGAGGUCAUGCAGACUAUUGAUUAGAUUUAAAGUCAUCUUUCUUCUAUCUCUGCUGAAGAGAGGUUAUAUCAGUACGUUUUUGGUUUAUUAGGGUUUUUGACAUCUCUGAAUUUUUGGGUUUAUUUGAUGUUAUAAUUGAAUGUUGCUGAAAGUUGUUAAUUUUGGGUUGAUUAAUAUAACUCAAGUUUAAUAUUUUAA
Molecule: messenger RNA, 689 nt
Organism: Solanum lycopersicum (tomato)
Lineage: Eukaryota; Viridiplantae; Streptophyta; Magnoliopsida; Solanales; Solanaceae
Product: large ribosomal subunit protein uL24z
Biological process (GO): ribosomal large subunit biogenesis; cytoplasmic translation
Cellular component (GO): cytosolic large ribosomal subunit; ribosome
Molecular function (GO): RNA binding; structural constituent of ribosome
Source: RefSeq, a predicted model, not a curated record